AUGCCUGUGAUGCACGUGAACAUCUCCGUCAUCUGGGAUGGUGUCGUCAUCGACGUGGCUCCUGCCGUGCUGCGUCUCGCUGCGGAUCUCGGUGAGCGUAUACUUGAGUGGGGUCUUGCUGAGAUCUGCGUCCUUGGUCUAGGUGUUGUGUGUCAACUGGAGCAUCUUGUUGACGUGGCUGGCCGUGUUCUGCUGGAUCUCGAUGUGCACAGGCGCCAGGGGUAUUUAGUAGGGAGAUGGGGUAAGGUCCCUCUCGAACUGGAGGAUGGGGCUCUGCUUGCGCGAACACGGGAUGAUCUGCUCGUUGUGGAACAUUCAUUUGUUGCUGAAGAUGGUGUGCUGGCCGAGGUGUGGCUUGAUUCCAUUCUGGUCGACCCUGAGGAGGGCUUUGUUGUUGAUGAUGAUGCGCAAGGUCUCGAGGAUGGUGGUCUGGUCGUAGAUCUUGGCCUUGAUGAUAUUGCGGACCAUGCUGAAGAUACGGAGGUGGGUCCGGAUUCUGCCAAUGACUUGUGGCCUGGGGGUAGGAGUGAGGUUGUGGAUGUAGAGGUGCUGGGCGUACUUCCGGGUGAUCGCUGCGACCAUGUUGUUGAGGACUGGCAUGUUGGUGGUGAAGAUGGAUGUUCUGGUUGGUCAUCGGUGAAUGUGGGCCCGUCGUUUGACUCGAAGGUGCGUAUCCUGCUGCAUCAUCACGACGAUGCGUCGGGGGACCGAACUGCAUUUGAUCCAAAAGCGCGGCUGGUGCUAUCCAUUGUGGCCGUAGGGAUGCUGCAUCCUGGUAGGGUGGCCACUGGUAUUGAGCGUGUACUCCUCCGGCUGGUGGGUGUUGAUUCCAUCGACUUUGCCAUCCUUGAUCGUCUCCUGGGUAAUGUGCCGUUGGGUGUGGCGUCUCAGGAGGAGGAGGAGGAGGAUGUGCUUGAUAGUCUGGUGGAGGAGGAGGAGGAGGCGGCUGCCGCUGCCAACUUUGUUGGGACCACUGGAACAUACGGCACGCCGGCCGUCUUGCUGGGCAUCGGUGGCACCCACAUUAGUGGGAUCGCCUCGCAGCUGGCAAGUGGCGUCAGCUGCUGUUCCGAUUCCACGUGCCUUAUGGAGUUUCCGGCCUCGGUGGAUUACCUUCGAGUUUCACGCUUUUUGGCCUGCGAGUUCGUCCAAACAGAUCUGUCCUCCACCAUGGCAGAAGAGCAGCCCGACUUCAAGGUGGGCGCCAAGGGCAAAUCGGCCAAAGACACCUUUUUGGACACGAAGUUCCGCGGCGGAAAGGUGGACAACUACUUCAAGGUGUCCCAGCGCGGCUCGAACCUCACGACGGAGAUCCGUGCCGGCAUAACGACGUUCCUCACCGCCGCCUACAUCAUGGCUGUCAACCCGAAUAUCAUCAGCACCACGGGCCUGAAUUUCGAGGGCCUCGUGUUCGCGACGGCGGGGUCGAGCUGCAUUGCCACGCUGAUCAUGGCGCUUUGGGCGAACUUGCCCUUCGGUCUGUGGCCCGGCAUGGGCAUGAACGCCUACUUCGCCUACACCAUCGUGGGCUUCAAGGGAACGCAGACUGCCGUGAAAAAAGUGAUGAUGGCUGUAACGAUUGAGGGCGUGAUCUUCAUCAUCAUGUCUGCCCUUGACCUCAGGCGCUACGUCUUCAAGGUCUUCCCCACAUGGAUGAUGAAGGCCACCAUGGCGGGCAUCGGCUUGUUCUUGGCCCACAUCGGACUGCAAGCGGGCAACGGCAUCGACAUCGUCAGGGACCACCCUGCAGUGCUUGUGGACCUUGUGACCCUGACUGGCGAGCACUUCGCGCGCACCUGGAUUGGAAUCGCGUUCUUCUGCGUCAUGGCCCUGUUGAUUCUUCUGCGCGUGAAGGGUGCCGUGAUGAUUGCCAUCAUCCUCAGCGCAGUCCUCUGCUGGAUCUUGGAUGCAGCAGCGGUGGAGCAGUUCUCGUACAAGCCCAUGUGCUGCCUUGGCAGCGUUUCCUAUCCGGAGCCGGCUGCAGGAGGCGUGGAGUGGUAUCCCAAGCCCGGAGGCGGCUACUACCCAAAACCUACGUGCGACAACCCCUUCACUGUGCCCGGAGCAGGGAAGUUGACGGUGACGGAUAAUGUCCGCACUUACACCUUUGAGUCCACUGCCUCUGUGUCCCACACCGGCGGGGUCUUUACCAUCACGAACGGCGGCACUAGCCAGACCCACAGCGGCAGCCUCUACUGGCAGGGCAUUGCAGAAGGCCGCGACUCUACCUUCAAGGGUGGCUGCCAAGACUCAUGCAUGCACAUGCUGGGCGGCUUCGACCCAAUGUGCUUCGGGGCCGUGCUCGUGGAGACGGGUUGCUGGACUGGCAUGUCCUACCAGGACCGCGCCACCGAAAGCCUGCUGGUCGAUGGAUUUGGAGAGGGUUGCCUGGGCGGGGCUGGUCGCAUUCCGAAGACGUUCAGUGCCCCAACUGCCAUCGCCUCCAUCCCGCUCAUCGACCUUGCGGGGGAUUUGGUGCCUCCUUUCGCUGGAUGGGCCGGCUGCGACUCAAACGGCACCAAUUGCGUGAACGGCGACGUCUCUGGCGGCACAAUUCUGGCGUGGGACACGUCCGGAUUUGGCGACUGGGCAGGCUUCUGGAACCCGUUGCUCACCCUCCUCUACAUCGACUUCAUCGGGACCAUGGGCUUCCUGUACGCAGCAGCAGACCUCAGCGGGCUGGUCGACCCGUCGAAGCCGGAGACCUUUCCUGGCUGCUUUGCGGCCUUCAUGGCAGAUGCCGUGGGAACCUUUGUGGGUGGCUUCCUGGGCACCAGCUCUGUCACUACGUACGGCGAAUCUAUGGCCGGCGUGUACGAGGGUGGCCGCACCGGCCUCACUGCGCUUACCAUUGCCUUCUGCAACUUCAUUUGCAUCUUCCUGACGCCCUUGCUCUCGUCUAUCCCCACCCUUUCCACUGGACCUGCAUUGGUUAUGGUGGGCGUCUUCAUGAUCGAGGGCGUGAAGGACAUUGAAUGGGGUGACUACAUGCAGGCAGUCCCGUCCACGGUCUGCAUCCUGUUGCAGAUCACCACGUACAAGAUCGAGGUCGGUGUUCUGGGGGCCUUGAUGGUGUGGACCUUCCUCAUGAUCUUCUCUGGGCGCAUCUUAUUGUACAUCCCCGGACCCUGGGUUUGGGUUUGGGCCUCCAAGCUUCAAGCCAAAGCCUCCGAAGUGGGGGACAAGGAGUUCAUGGAUCGACUGAGGAAGGCGGGGGGGCUUUGA
This is a messenger RNA of Symbiodinium natans, 3225 nucleotides long. NCBI's taxonomy places the organism in Eukaryota, Dinophyceae, Suessiales, Symbiodiniaceae. The record is from the annotation of a GenBank genome assembly.